AUGGUCCUCGUCGCGACAUUAUUCUCUCUUUUCACGGUCUCUUUAUGCAGGAGCAUACCGCGUUCUAGUCCUUCCUCUUCCCCCUACACACAAGCUACCGACCUAAAAAUCCAUGACCCGACUGUCAUCAACGCUAAUGGCGCCUACUAUGCUUAUGGUGUGGGAGAACACAUCGUUAUUCAUCAAGCACCUGGCCUAGCCGGACCGUGGAAGCAGAUCGGAAGUGUCCUGGACAAGGACAGCAUCAUCCCCAAAGGCGACCGUGCAAAACCCUGGGCACCAACAACUAUCGAAGUUAAGGGUACCUUCUAUUGUUAUUACUCAGUCAGCAACGCCGGCUGUCGCGACAGCGCUAUCGGUGUAGCUACAUCACAAUCACCAGGUCCAGGCGGAUGGACAGAUCACGGGGCUAUUGUCCAAUCGGGCACAGGACAGGGUUCGGACGAGCAUCCAUUCAAUGAAGUAAAUGCCAUUGACCCUGCAGUUCUGGUCACUGGAGAUAAAGGACAUUUGGUUUUCGGCAGUUAUUGGUCUGGAAUAUGGCAGGUCCCAUUGAAUGAGGACUUCAGUUCGGUCGGCAACACCACUGGACUCAAUGCGCAUCAUCUAGCAAAGCAUCCGAAGACUGAGCGAGUAAACUCACAAGAUCAAAACCCCGAUCCUCUCUGCCGGGAUUCAUCCGGUCGCCGUCCGGUUGAGGGUGCUUAUAUCUCUUACCACGCACCGUACUACUAUCUCUGGCUGAGCUGGGGCCAGUGCUGCGAUUAUGACCCCAACAACCUUCCACCAUCAGGUGAAGAAUAUAGUAUCCGCGUCGGACGCUCUGAGAGCCCUCACGGUCCGUUCGUAGACAAACAAGGGAAAGAGCUCACCCAGGGCGGAGGAGAACUCAUCUAUGGCUCAAAUAAUGACGUCUACGCACCGGGAGGACAAGGAGUGAUAACAGUGGAGACUGGAGAUAUUCUUUAUUAUCAUUACUCCUUGUAUAGAUAUUCGACUCACAGCCUUUAUACUUUCGCUAAUCUAGAUUUUAAUCAAGGGUGUACUCUAUUUAUACAAUAA
Aspergillus oryzae RIB40 is the source of this 1062-nucleotide messenger RNA. RefSeq names its product arabinan endo-1,5-alpha-L-arabinosidase. The transcript has 3 exons. Bases 1 to 1062 code for a protein of 353 amino acids. The record is from RefSeq and is a predicted model, not a curated record. Gene Ontology annotation, biological process: carbohydrate metabolic process. Lineage: Eukaryota; Fungi; Ascomycota; Eurotiomycetes; Eurotiales; Aspergillaceae. Gene Ontology annotation, molecular function: arabinan endo-1,5-alpha-L-arabinosidase activity.